AUGGAGGAGGAGUUGCAGCAUUCACACUGUGUGAAUUGUGUCAGCAGACGGUGUAUGACUAGACCCGAGCCUGGCAUUUCUUGUGACUUGAUUGGUUGUUCAUUGGUUUGUGGAGCUGUUUUUCAUUCUUGUAAAGCUGAAGAGCAUCGACUUUUAUGCCCAUUUUAACGCGUGCCUUGCUUAAAUAGUGAUUUUGGAUGUCCAUUUACAAUGGCUCGAAAUAAAGUUGCUGAACAUCUAGAAACGUGUCCUGCAAGUGUUGUGUGCUGUACUAUGGAGUGGAACCGUUGGCCCUUUAGCUACGCAGACCGGAAAUCCUAUGAGAAUCUCAGUCGGGACGUUGAUGAAGUAGCACAAUUAGAUAUGGCCUUGGCCCUUCAAGACCAACGAAUGCUCUUAGAAUCUCUCAAAGUCGCCACCAUGAUGUCAAAAGCUACUGACAAAGUAUCAGGUCCCAGAGAACAAAUCUCCGUAAAAUCAAGUGUUCCAGAAAUCGCACAUGCCAAUGGUUUGGUAUCUGUUGAUGAAGAAUCUUAUGGUGCACUUUAUCAAGCUACUGUAGAAACAACUAGAAGUUUGGCUGCUGCUUUAGAUAUCCUGAAUACCGCCACAAGAGACAUUGGCCUGUUAAGUACAAAUCUUUGUGCUUCCCCAAGGGAAAUGGAUGAAGAGCAGGAUGCUGGAGAAAGCUUACAGAGUAGAAAUUCAAAAGACCAAGACGGUCCUGAUGAGGAUGAAAUUGGAGCAGUGGGUGGAAUUAAUCGUGACACACACCUGAAUGCUCUGUCUGAACAGAAUGGUUCCAGUGAUUUAUUAUGUGACUCGAAUACCAACUCAUAUGGAACUUCUGCUCUUUGUAAUGGCUUUCCUGCGGGAGAUAUAUGUACGCAUGUCCUAGAUCAGGAUGAGGACUUGCAUGGGGAUUCAAAACAAAGUACCUUAACAAAUGGAGAAUGCGUAGCAUCAGAUGGCUCUUCAGAUCCUUCCGGCUCAAUCUCAAUAGCAGCGCAGCUUCGGGAAGUUAUCCCAUCCAACACUUUACCCAACGGUACAGUUCAGCAUCUCCUCCUGCCCAGUGAAGAGGAUGAAGGGGAAUUGUAUUGGCGAAAAAUAGGCUUAGGAGACUUGCGAAAUUUAGAUGCCUUACCUAUCAGUCAUACGCCUUCGUUCAAAUUUAUUUCUAAUUCGUUGUGGUCGAAGCCAAAGGAAGAUAAAGCCGUUGAUACAUCAGAUUUGGAAGUUGCUGAGGAUCCAAUGGGCCUCCAAGGAAUAGACCUCAUCACAGCAGCGUUACUGUUUUGUCUAGGAGAUUCUCCAGGCGGAAGGGGCAUAUCUGAUAGCCGCGUGGUUGAUGGUUAUCACAUUGACUUUGGGACACAGACUUUCUCCCUUCCAUCUGCAAUAUUAGUUACAAACACCAUGGUAGGGGAAAUUGCUUCGGCUUCAGCUUGCGAUCAUGCCAACCCUCAAUAUCAAUAA
Sorex fumeus (smoky shrew) is the source of this 1479-nucleotide messenger RNA. RefSeq names its product F-box only protein 30-like. The record is from RefSeq and is a predicted model, not a curated record. Lineage: Eukaryota; Metazoa; Chordata; Mammalia; Eulipotyphla; Soricidae. Gene Ontology annotation, molecular function: ubiquitin protein ligase activity; zinc ion binding. The transcript has a single exon.